Messenger RNA from Phialemonium atrogriseum, 719 nucleotides. RefSeq lists its product as uncharacterized. The transcript has 3 exons. Gene Ontology annotation, molecular function: DNA binding; peptidyl-prolyl cis-trans isomerase activity. Gene Ontology annotation, cellular component: nucleus. The record is from RefSeq and is a predicted model, not a curated record. Lineage: Eukaryota; Fungi; Ascomycota; Sordariomycetes; Cephalothecales; Cephalothecaceae. The coding region runs from base 213 to 593 and encodes 126 amino acids. Gene Ontology annotation, biological process: rRNA processing.
GAUAUUCAAUCGAGUCGGGUCCUGUUGGUAUAGAUGAUGAUUGGACCAAGAAAAUCACCAUGGGAUGACAGCUGCCGGUCCGUGCAUGCCAAGCCCACAAUAUCCACGGAUUGGACGCCUACUGCGUGCAAAUACGCAGGUCUAACUUCUAAGCCAGAGAGACCACUUUUCCUGUCAGUGGGGAAUAUAAGGGCAAAAGCAGAUUCGAAGAAAUGGCCAAAAGCAAACCGGACGGUAAGGCGGCUGACAAGGGUCCCGGAGGCAAGGCCGGGAAGGGAAGAGAGAAGGAGACCAAGCCCAAGGGAGCUUCAUCCAUCAAUGUGCGCCACAUUCUUUGCGAGAAACACUCCAAGAAGGAAGAGGCUCUCGCCAAGUUGAGAGACGGCGCAAAGUUUGACGAAGUCGCUCGAGACUUCUCCGAAGACAAGGCGCGCCAAGGGGGUUCUCUGGGUUGGAAGGCGAAAGGAAGCCUGGAUCCUCAAUUCGAGGCGGUAGCAUAUGCGUUGGAGACGAGCACCACUGGAAACCCAAAGAUAGGCGAGGCGAAGACUGGCUUCGGCUAUCAUAUCAUCAUGGUCGAGGGGAGGAAAUAAGUACGAGUAUCACGAGAAGAGGAGCAUGAACGUAAUGUAAUGGCUACUGAGGGAUCGAUCGUUGACGAGAAACCCAAUGCCUUUUUUCCCUCUUAUGUCAUAUGCAAUGGUGAUCGAUCAGCGGAC